UUCUUUGACGCCAUGUUUCUUUCCCCCCACCGGACCUCAGUGACGCAAGUGGAGUGCCAACUUAAAAUAUUAGUUUAAGGUUAAUAAUUACGUUGAGCGCUUGAGCAAAAACAUUUGCACGGUUGAGCAAUGUAUCACAUGGAAGUUGAAACUGCUGAAGCAGCUCCAGAAAACAUGGAUGAUGGAGGGAUGUACGCAAGCAACCGCAACACCAUCAAGACAGAUCUCUGUUUGCUGCUGGAGUGUGUGAAGUUCCAAAUGAACUGUCCGGAUCUGCAAAAGCAAGCCCUCGUCACGAUCGGCUCCAUAUGCAAGAAGAAAGAGCACAGUGUGGAGCUGUUGAGAGAAAUGGGAGGCGUGAUAUUUGUGUACAACCUUUUCAAAUCCAGUGUUGUUCAUCCGUCUGUGAGGCAGACUGCACUCUAUACACUUUGCAUACUUGCAGAGACGAGCGUGUCCUGCAAGAAUAGCCUGUGCCGAAAGGAGAUGUUCCUGGAGCUCGGUAGCUACUUGUUGGAAGAAGAUGCCUCCCUUAAACAGAAGAGCGUCUCCGUCUAUUUGCUGUCUGUGUUGGUAACCGACAACAAGGCAGGGCAGACUUUAGCCCGAACCACCGGCUGCAUACACGUUCUGCUGAACCUCUUCAGAAACAUGUUCCCCGAACCUACCGCGGACUCUGCUCACAUUUGUCUGUGGACAUCAGUGGCAAAUGCUCUCUGUGGAUGUGUCAACAACCCGCAGAAUGAGGAGAUUCAGCGCAUCUGCAUGUCGUCCUUUCCCAACAUAAAAAUGUGGCUUCAGCAGGUUUCUUUGCCUUGCUUUGAAGUCUUCCGGUACCUCUGCUUCUUCAUCACCAUGACGGUUGCCAACAAUGCGUGUGUUCAGGAGAGCUUUGCAGCAACCGGGUCGUUAGAGAUCUUUGUUCUCCUGCUGAUCCGUCUGGCUUCCGAAUCCGACACAAGCCUGUCGUCCGGCCCGUUUUUAUUAAUGAUAAUCAAGACCACGACAGCUUGUAUCGCGAACAGCGCAAGCUUGGCUUUAGUUUUGGCCCGCUACACCCUAGCGGGUCAUCUCGUCUCCGUGCUGGCCAGUCCGCACCUCAGCUGCGACGACAGACUGGCCGCGCUCAUCUUGCUGGGUCAUUGCACCGGAGCUUCUGAGGAACACCAGCGUCAGCUGGUGCAGUCCGGCGGUCUGCCGCUUCUCAUCACGCUGCUUGCCGAAGAGACGGACGAGGAGGUCAGGAAGUUUGCUAUGUUCAUUUUGCAGACCUGCAAACAGGCUAUCGCGUCCUUAGAAAUCUCUGGUCAAAAGCAAGAGGAAGAUGAGAAACCUGACACGCAAGCCGCCGAAGACUUUGCCGUAUCUUCUCCUCCUCCGUCAUCACUGCUGCAGCAAGGAUGUCGCCCGUCGCCAGACAACUCCAGGACCCGCAGUGUCUUUAAACUGCUGGAUUCCUCAAAUGUAUUCGACAUGAAGGAGAAAGAGGAAGCAUGUGAAAAUGCUGAGAAAGAAAACCCUGAAAGCAGCAGUAGGAGCGCGUCGUGUUCAGUGUGCCGCGGUACUGGAUCUCUAAUGCAGUCCCAAGUACAGCCACUAGAGGGAGGCAGAGAUGCACAUACAGUGGACAGUUCGCAACUGAAAUCUCCAGAGCGAGGGCACCAUGUACGGAGGGCUGUUAAAUGCAGCGAUGGAGAAGAGUUGCAGGAAAGUGACAUGUUUGGGGUGAAACGGCGAGGAGAAGAACAAUCCCACUACAAUGAAAGAUGCGCAGGUUGCGUGAUACCUUUUGAGAAAGUCACCAGUCGCACUUUUGGAUCCGUCCUGUUCUCCUGCCGUCAGAAGUGCGACAUGCACAAGGUCCUUCUCGAGGCGACGGAGCUCUUCAUGGCUCCCCGCCGUCGCGCGCUGUCAGAGGGCGAGAAGGGAGCGGCGGGACCGAGCCGCCCGAAACCCGAGGGGGAGUCGGCGGGAGCGCCCCGGGGAACCCCCGCAAACUGGAACGUUCCGUCUUCCGAUUUAAAAAAUUUCAACAUGACUCCUUUCAGUCACGCAGCAAAGCCUGGAAGGAUUGCAAAGAGGCGCAAUGAAAUCAACUUGACCCCAACGCAAAGAGGAGCAAAAGCGCCGAAGUUUUCAUAGCAGAAAAGUAAAGCCACGGGACGCUGACUGUGCGCAAGACCCUGAACUAAAAGCCGCUAACCUUUCAUCCAUCUCCAAAAGAACCGUUUUUUUGCACUGCAGUUGAUCUCUGAAUGUUCUCCUGUUAACUGUCAUUUUGUUGUCGUUCUAAUGUUAUAUAAACUAGUUCUGUUUCAGCGUAGACAUUCUUCAUUGUCUUUGUUGUUAAUUCUGAAUGAAACGACAUGUUUAAGCCUCGCCUGUGAACGCCCGUCGACUUGUAUACGACUACAGUAUCUGGUUCCAUCUAAUGCCAAGUUUUGAUCGACACUCUCAUGGAAGUUUAUCUGCUGCGGUUUGCAGCAGGUAUUGUCUCUUCCUCCCACGUUCUGACAACAAGCAUGUGAGGAUAAUUAAAGAUUCUAAAUUUGCCACAAGUGUGAAUCGUUAUUGGUCCAUAUAUCCUCUGAGGUUGAUUCGAGCGAGUACUCCAGGGUGUACGUACCUUGCCAAAGUUGCAGUCCAACUCACCCGUGACCCUGAACAGGGUCAGUCGAUUGAUGGUACGUGACUGCCGUCAGCAACUGCUCAUCUAGUUCCAAGAGACUUUGAACUCUUUGUGAGAAUCAACUGUGGCCCAAUUUAGGUGAAUCUGAUCAUCCGUUCAUAUUGUGCAGAAAAACUCGGAUAAAAAGUACACAAGAAAUCGGCGUUGUCUGAUAACAGGACGACAGUUCCGACAUACUCGGGUUCCAAAGUUACAAAUGACGCGCGCUC
Molecule: messenger RNA, 2898 nt
Organism: Syngnathoides biaculeatus (alligator pipefish)
Lineage: Eukaryota; Metazoa; Chordata; Actinopteri; Syngnathiformes; Syngnathidae
Gene: terb1
Product: telomere repeat binding bouquet formation protein 1
Exons: 18
Coding region: 130-2142 (670 amino acids)
Biological process (GO): homologous chromosome pairing at meiosis; meiotic attachment of telomere to nuclear envelope
Source: RefSeq, a predicted model, not a curated record